Messenger RNA from Lodderomyces jiufengensis, 1329 nucleotides. RefSeq lists its product as uncharacterized. The record is from RefSeq and is a predicted model, not a curated record. The transcript has a single exon. Lineage: Eukaryota; Fungi; Ascomycota; Pichiomycetes; Serinales; Debaryomycetaceae. Bases 1 to 1329 code for a protein of 442 amino acids.
AUGCAACCUCAUCGUUUCAUUAGGGAAUUGGUGGAUCCUGAAUAUGCAAAACUAAAUCCUGAAUGCAAUAGCGUAACGUAUGAGUUUAACUCGUACGAGGAAUGCAUGAAAUUCGUAGAAAAACGAUCAAUGUAUUCCACUUAUGUUCUACAGAAAUCAAAAAUUCAAAAAUAUAAAGAUGGUGUCGAACUUUCAAGGGAAGAAUUAAAAACACCCACCAAGUAUUUUCAUCUUGCAGAAUGUGGAUAUCAGAUUUACAAAUGCCAUCGUAAAGCAAGUGGUGGUUCCAAGUCAGUCAAAAGCACUAAUUCGAUGUCCACUAAUUCAGAGUUCAAUAAUGGAGUCUUAGCAACAGAUAUAGGUGAUACAAGUGGUGAUGUGAAUACAAAUUCAAACUCAAGUUCAGUUUCAGCUUCAAUUGGUGAAGGUGGUAGUGGUUCAACUUCAAGUUCAGUUUCAGCUUUAAUUGGUCAAAAGGGUAGUGGUUCAACUUCAAGUUCAAUUUCAGAUUCAAUUGGUGAAGGUGGUAGUGGUUCAAUUUCAGAUUCAAUUGGUGAAGGUGGUAGUGGUUCAACUUCAGCUUCAAUUGGUGAAGGUGGUAGUGGUUCAACUUCAAGUUCAAUUUCAGAUUCAAUUGGUCAAAAGGGUAGUGGUUCAACUUCAAGUUCAGUUUCAGCUUCAAUUGGUGAAAGUGGUAGUGGUUCAACUUCAAGUUCAGUUUCAGCUUCAAUUGGUGAAGGUGGUAGUGGUUCAACUUCAAGUUCAAUUUCAGAUUCAAUUGGUGAAGGUGGUAGUGGUUCAACUUCAAGUUCAGUUUCAGCUUCAAUUGGUGAAGGUGAUAGUGGUUCAACUUCAAGUUCAAUUUCAGAUUCAAUUGGUGAAGGUGGUAGUGGUUCAAUUUCAGAUUCAAUUGGUGAAGGUGGUAGUGGUUCUUCUAUUUUUGGUGAUAUUGAAGAGUCAUGUAUUUUAAAUAAUUUAACAGAAUCAAUCUUUGACGAAACAACAACAAUCCAAUUGAAACCUAUAAAAAUCCAAUUGAAACCUAUAAAGAGAACACGAACACAAUACAAAUCAUCAAUAAAAGAUAACUGCAAUGCCACAAUAAAAAUAAUUGUUAACCAUGAUAAACAUACUGUUCAAUUUAACCAUCAUCAUACUCACGACCACAUGAGUCUAGAAUAUGCAAAUUCUUUAAAAUUAAAUAGAAAUUUAAGAGAAUUUAUUAGAACUAAAUACCAAGACAACUAUACUACAAGUCAAAUACUAUUGUGUUAUAAAAAUUUCCAAGUAACAGCCAUACAUUUUGUUAGUGCGAAAAUUUCCAAGUAA